Messenger RNA from Lichtheimia ornata, 2889 nucleotides. RefSeq lists its product as uncharacterized. The coding region runs from base 1 to 2889 and encodes 962 amino acids. Lineage: Eukaryota; Fungi; Mucoromycota; Mucoromycetes; Mucorales; Lichtheimiaceae. Gene Ontology annotation, molecular function: zinc ion binding; DNA binding; DNA-binding transcription factor activity, RNA polymerase II-specific. The transcript has 4 exons. The record is from RefSeq and is a predicted model, not a curated record. Gene Ontology annotation, biological process: DNA-templated transcription; regulation of DNA-templated transcription.
AUGGCCUCCAGCAUGUUGGAAGAAGAUACAAAGGCGUCCCCGCCUUCACAGGCAAUCAAGGUGCCUCGUCAAAAACGACUCAAGGUCAAUCGAGCCUGCUACACUUGUCGAGUUAAAAAGAUCAAGUGCGAUGGAUUGCAGCCUUGCAUGCAAUGCAGAGCACGUCAACGGCCCUGCUCAUUUGCGAAGGAUGGACCAGGAGAUGAUGAGCCAAUAUUGGAGCAGCAACAACAACAGCAACAGCAGCAGCAACAACAACAACAGCAUACGGCAGGAACAGAUACAACUUUACAUACGAUUGCAGAUGCUGGAUCACUUGUAUCUCGAGAGAAUCAUUCACGCAAAGAAGGCAGUGGACGACGUAGCAAGACGGUGAUGACUGAGGAGCAACGAGAGCAAUAUCAGCGAACGAAUGAAGGAUUGGAAGAAUUAAGUACAGCAUGGCCGGGGGAAGGACGUGAAGGAAGAUGGGUCGUUGAUGAGCAUUUGAUGUAUCCUCGACAUUCUUGGCUUCGACAAUUGGAUCGAAUACCUGAUAAUUCAAUGGUGAUACAGCAGCAUUUGAUCACUUUGUUUUUUCGUCAUCGUUAUCCAGUAUUCCCUAUCAUUCCUAAGCGUCUACUUUACGAACAUCUCGAACAACGAGGACCAUUAUGUACGCCAUUACUCGUUUACGCCAUUUACGCCCAUGCCGCCAUAUUUUCAGAUGAAUAUGCAUCACAAGCCAAUACCUAUUAUACACAUGCGAUCGAUUUACUAGAUGAUUACCUCGAUUACCCACGCGUCAGUACCAUUGCCGCCUUAUGUUUGCUAGCACUUUAUGAACCAACACGAAGGGAAAAGGAUGAUGACGAUUAUCAACAAGUACGUGUCAGCCGUACGCGUGCUCAAGGCUACAGCAGUAUGGCAAUACGGAUGUGCUUUGAAUUGGGGAUCCAUAAGCGACAUUUGGUGAACGAAUUGAUUGGAUCAUCACGCAGCGAAGGCGAGCUACACAAACGUGUCCUUUGGGGAUGUUUUUGCUUGGACAAGAUGACCAACGUGUGUGCAGGCAGACCAUGGGCUAUGCGUAGUGGUGAUAUUGAUUUGGAUAUGCCUCUUUUGCAACCGGGCGAUGACAUGGAUGAGCAUGAGACACUUGAAGCUUUUGUGGCACUUAUCAAAUUGCUUCAAAUUGCCGAGCAUGCUUUACCACAUCCAAAUGAUACCGCUGCCGUGGUGGGUCGUUCCUAUGAACAAGAACAACUUGCAUUCAACUUUGACAACAAUUUGCUUCUAUGGUUACGCUCGUUGCCUACACAUCUUCAAUGGACACCAUUUCCGCAUAUGAACACAGUACCCACUACACCUCCUCCCAAUGCUAUUGUCGCCCAUUUGCACUUGUUUUACAACCUGAUCGAGUUACACCUGCUAUGGCCACAUUCAGCAACCAGCGAGAAGGGAUUCCAUCCCCGAUGCACUGCUAUUGCUAUCAACUUGACGCAGCUUGGAUGUUCAUUUGCAGAGCAAACACACUUUUUAUUAUCGUAUUCGUUUGCAGCGGAUGCACUUAUGGCAGCUGUACGUGUUCAUGUGCUCAAUUGUGGAAAUGCAACAUUGGCUCGACAAGCACGGUUCAUGUUUCAACGCACGAUGCGCACCUUGCAAAAGUUGUAUUCAAGUCGUGUGAUUCCUGAUGUGGAUGAAUUUGUCACGUGCAUCAAGACUGCUUUAUCAACAGCAAGUACUGCCAAGCAUCAAUUCCACAGAGCAGCAUCGGAUGGAGUAACCAAUACAACAUCGGGUGGGGAGGUAACAGCGACAGCGGCAGCUGUUGCACGAAUGAACCAAGAUAUGGUACACAUGGCCAGUGGUUUAUUGACGCCACCUGCGACUUCAGCUACGACGACAACGACUACGACAUCUACGAGUGCUUCCAAUACACCCAAUCACCAUAGCAACAGUAGCCAUAGCAACCAUCAUCACCAAUCAGCAACAGCUCCACCAGCUGCUAUGCCAUUUAAACCUGGUGUUGAACGAGGAUUACGCAUGGUACCUUCUCGAAGUCAACAGUUGUACAAUCCCACGUAUUUACAAUCGGGUCUAUUUCACACGGCUCCUCCUAGUUGGCGGUCGCAGGCGGCCGAUCAUACCCAGUAUCAUCAACAACAACAGCAAUUGCAGCAACAAUUACAACAGCAGCUACAGCAACAAACACCCCAUCAACGAGCAGCAUAUGCAUUGGAUUUAUUAUCCUCAGUGGAUGAUUCAUGGCAGAAAUCAGCUGAAGCUAAUAUUGACCAAUUCUUGUACAAGGAAGAUAACAACAACAAUCAUCAGCAGCAUCAGCAUCAGCAGAGGAAUGUAUUCUCAAACGACUCACUGGAUAAUGCGUUUAUGCAAAAAGAAGAGCAUCAUCAGCAGCAACAGGAUACAAAAAUGGGUGAAUCAACGACAGCAUCCGAGAUCGAGGCAUUGGUUGCACAAAUACAUGAACGUGAAAGUAACAAGGCGACUUGGGGUUCUGAAAACAACAACAGCAAUAAUGAUAAUGACGAUAUUUUGUAUUCCAUGUGGCAACAAGGCGAUAAUACCACCAACAACAAUCAUACACCAUCGACCACCACAAGUACACCAACAACUACCACAGCCGCAUCCAUUCCUAUUCAAAGUGGUUAUAUGAAUAUCGGUUUGGGUGUCUAUGCAUCAGCCCAUCAGCAUCAUACGGACGUCAUUCGCCAGCAUUUUCCCAACGCAUCUGAUACUACUACUACUUCUACUACAUCUUCUCGAUCACAACAACAUCAUACUGUACGACCCGUCAUUCUUACACAUCAAGGUCAUGUUGUUGUGGCCGGAUUAGAUCAAGAUCACCACCAUCAUCAUCUUGACAAUAGACAUCCACAAUAG